UUGGCCGAGCGUGAAGACUUUAGUGAGCAAAAUUCACCCUCUCUCCUGGCAUAGCCGGUACUGAUGGCUGGGAACAAAGGCAGGGGGCGUGCUGCCUAUACCUUCAAUAUCGAGGCUGUGGGGUUCAACAGAGGAGACAAGUUACCUGAUGUAGUGUUGAAACCACCCCCGGUGUUUCUGGAUACAGAUUAUAAACCAGUGCCGCUGAAAACAUUGGAAGAUGAAGAGUAUAUGCUGGCUUUGAAACAGGAACUGAGAGAAACCAUGAAACGAAUGCCUUACUUUAUUGAGCCACCUGAGGACAAGCAAGAUAUUGAAAGGUAUAGCAAAAGAUGUAUGAAGGUAUACAAAGAAGAGUGGAUACCAGAUUGGAGAAGGCUUCCAAGAGAGAUGAUGCCAAGAAAAAAAUGUAAAAAAGCUGGACCAAAAUCCAGGAAGGCCGAUGACAGUAGGCAGGCCUCGGCACUGCCUAGCACCGUGGACGUGUUGAAGAAGAUCGAGGAAUUAGAAAAGAGAGGUGAUGGUGAGAAGUCAGACGAGGAAAACUAAGAGAAAGAAGGCAGCAAAGAGAAGAACCAAAAAGGUGACAACGACGAUGACGAUGAUGAAGCCGCAGAGGAGGAGGAGUAUGACGAGGAAGAGCAGGAGAAGGAAAAUGACUACAUUAAUUCCUACUUUGACAAUGGCGACGACUUUGGUGCCGACAGUGACGACAACAUGGACGAAGCAACCUACUAGCCGUGAGGUUUCUCAGAAAGUAUUUUUAUAGUGCAACUUCCAGGCAUUUGGACAGACUCAUUUUCUGUUUUAUUUCUGAGAAGCAAUGGGCGCCUGUUUUAUUUUCGUUACCCUUUUGUGGGCAGAUACAGAGACUCGGUACCAACAUUCUCAGAACCCUGUUUCUGCAGUAGUCGCCUUGUACAAAACCUAUCCCUGACACUCCAACAUUCCCGCUAGACACCUGCUCCUAGUUCUCUCGCGGAUGCAUUUGUGUUGUUAGAGUUGGAUCUGCCUUUGGAGUUUUUACAUCUCUUCAUCUGUGUAUCCGUACUUGAACAAACCAUUCUUGUGUUAACUGCUGAUCUUUUGUACAGAUAUUGUCAGUGGAUUUUUAUAAUCAACAAAUCAGUUUUAAACAGCACAUGUAGCACUUAAAAAAAAAAGCGAUGAAACUUGAAACUAACUGCUUUCUACUUUGACAUGGUAUGUUCUGUACCACUACAUCAUGACCUUAACCUACCUGAGCUGUGAACAUGUACGAACUUAGAGAGAUAAGAAGAUCUGUAAUGAAAACAUCCCACAGAGACAGGCCAAGUUGAGCUAUGCAUCUCUGGGUAAAAUCUCAUAGCUCACAUCUCAUAAGAGACUUCUGGGAUGAAUGCACUGUUUGUAUUUAAUGCUAACUAUGCCACGUAAGGGAACUUCACAGAGUUCACGGAAACUAGAACUGUAAGUUUAUUUUGGUGCAAAAUGCUUUUUAAGUUGUAUAUAUGUGAAAUCAAUCCCUGUAAUCAGUCUUAACAUCUUAAAAUGGCUGGGAUCAUAAAAAAUGAGACUGCCACCCUGCGUAGCUUGGCACUUCACCUGGGUAUGGAGUAGUUUCUGCACCGUCAGUCGCGUUGUAGAAUGCGUGUGUGUGAUUUCUAUGAUUUUGUGUGCCACAGGUCUGAGCUAUACAAUCCAUUCCUAUCACAGCACAGAAUGAACUCAGGUCAGUUUCAAACGAACUGAACUUCAAAGCUAGCUCCCCAAUGUUUUAUAUUUUGAGGGGGGAAGUACCCCAAAACUGCAGCCUCCAAAAAUUCCAAGAUGCCAAAGAUUUUUCAAGGCAACUCAUAUCUCUAAGAUGAUUUGUUAUAUUACUCAUCAGGUGAAGUCAAACUUUGUUACCCCCUUUGAGGAGAUACCACCUGUUGCCCCCUGAGACAGUGCCACCCUGUGCUAUUAAACUCAGUCCUGAAACCGAGCUGGGCAAAGUUCUGUGCCUUAGUUUUUCUGCUUACAAAUGACUUCAACACCAACUGAGCUGUGCUACAUGUAGAACAGCUCACUUCUGAAAUUUGGUUGCUACCCUCCAAAAAUGUUACAGCCUAGAAAGUAACCAAAAUCACAUCCGUGAAACUUGUUGCCUUGACAAAAACGUAUUAACAAUUCUUUUUCCCAUCUUGUAUUGGUGGGGAAAAUGGGAGCAGGUUUCUGUCACCUUGUGCCAUUCUGUAAUGUGACUUUCUCAGGACAAAAGCCAAUUUCAGCAGCAACACUUCCUUGAAUAAUUAAUAUGGGGUGUGAGGCCCCACGUCACUAGGUUAGUGAACCCCUUUUUGCGUAAGGA
Molecule: messenger RNA, 2332 nt
Organism: Ochotona princeps (American pika)
Lineage: Eukaryota; Metazoa; Chordata; Mammalia; Lagomorpha; Ochotonidae
Product: DNA-directed RNA polymerase III subunit RPC7-like
Exons: 1
Biological process (GO): transcription by RNA polymerase III; cell population proliferation
Cellular component (GO): RNA polymerase III complex
Source: RefSeq, a predicted model, not a curated record